Messenger RNA from Lasiosphaeria miniovina, 1470 nucleotides. RefSeq lists its product as uncharacterized. Lineage: Eukaryota; Fungi; Ascomycota; Sordariomycetes; Sordariales; Lasiosphaeriaceae. Gene Ontology annotation, molecular function: FAD binding. Gene Ontology annotation, biological process: secondary metabolite biosynthetic process. The record is from RefSeq and is a predicted model, not a curated record. The coding region runs from base 1 to 1392 and encodes 463 amino acids. The transcript is spliced from 4 exons.
AUGACAAAGCACGAAGCAGACACGCCAGGCCACUCCCCUGGAUGUGAAAUCGCCAUCAUCGGUGGCGGCAUCACGGGCGUGACGCUCGCGCUCGCGCUCGACCGACGGCGUAUCCGGUGCACCAUCUACGAGCAGGCGGCACAGUUCCGCGAGCUGGGCGCAGGGCUGGGCUUCGGGUCCAACGCGCUGCGCGCCAUGCACGUGUGCGAUGAGCGGGUGCUGGCUGCCUACCGCCGCGUCGGCAGACAUGUUGGUGCACCCGCCGGCCCGGUCUGGAUCGAGUUCCUCGACGGCACGUCGCCUGUGGCGGCACGCGAGCUCGCGCCCGCCUUCACCAUCCACGCGCCGGCCGACGGCCACGGCGCGGUGCACCGCGCGCGCUACCUGGACGAGCUGGUGCGGCUGCUGCCGGCGGGCGCCGUGCGGUUCGGCAAGCGGCUGCACGAGAUCACGCAGCCUGCUGGGGGCGGCAAGCUGACCAUGUUGUUCUCGGACGGCACGACGGCGCGGGCGGACGCCGUGGUGGGCUGCGACGGGAUCAAGUCGCGGACGCGCGAGAUCGUUGCCGCCGGGCUGAAAAACGGGGAGGAGGUUGAUGCGAGGUGCGGGUACAGCGGCAAGUUCGCGUACCGCUGCCUGAUCCCCAUGGACCGUGUCGUCGAGGAGCUGGGCGAGGCGCGCGCCAGGGAGCCGUCGCUGUGGAUGGGCCCCGACCGGCACGUGCUGACGUUCCCCAUCGGCCCCAGCGGCCCGGGGCAGCUCCUUAACCUGGUCGCCUUUGUCGACUCUGGCUCGCGCAGCUGGCCGAGCGAGACGAGCCUGACGCUGCCGGCGACGCGUGAGGACGUGGUGCGCGACUUUCGCGGCUUUGGCCAGAAUGUGCAGCGGCUGCUGGGCAUGAUGCAGGCGCCGCCGGACCGGUGGGGCCUCUUCGACCUUCUCGACCGACCGCUAGUAUGCUUCAACCACGGACGCGUUCUCGUCAUCGGCGACGCGGCGCAUGCGAGCACGCCACACCACGGCUCGGGGGCGGGAUUCUGCAUGGAGGACGUGGCGGUUCUGGCGUCGCUGCUGGAAGACCUCGAUACCCAGCCUCUAGCCGCGGGGGGAGCAGCCGGCCUAGAAGCGGCGUUCGCGGCCCUCGACGCCAGCCGCCGCGAGAGGUGCCAGUGGCUGGUGGCAAGCAGCCGUCGGUCGGCCGACGUGAUGGAGUGGCGCGAGCCGAGUUUCACCCGCGGGCCGCCUGACUUUGACGCCAUCCGGCGGGACAUGGAGACGCGCCAGUCCAUCUGCUGGGACGUGGACAUGAAAGCAAUGGUGCGUGCGGCGAAGGAGGAUCUGCGGCGGAGGAUCAACCAACCACAAGCGUCAUCAGAGCUGGGGCCUCAGUGAACCAACAGGAGGUUGGCGGUGCUGGGGAUUCACGAACGGGUGGUCCAGCAGCAAAGAAAGGGAUGAUAUAGUCAAUAA